Miscanthus lutarioriparius is the source of this 579-nucleotide messenger RNA. NCBI's taxonomy places the organism in Eukaryota, Viridiplantae, Streptophyta, Magnoliopsida, Poales, Poaceae. The record is from the annotation of a GenBank genome assembly.
AUGUCGUCGUCCAAGGACGCUCCCCUGAGCCCUAGAUCCCAGCUGGCGCUCAGUUGCUUCGAGGAGCUCCUCGACUGCGCCGUGGCGGACGUCGCGUCGGAGUGCCACCGCAUCGCGCGCCUCGGCCUGGACCGCAGCGUCGACGCCGAGGAGGAGGAGCUCCGCGUCUGGGCGGCACGUGCGGCGGCUGCCGCCGCCGCCGGAGGCGACCACCACCACCACCCCGGUGGAGGCGGGGCCGCCGAGGAGGGCGGGAGCAAGGGCGGGGUCGACGUGUUCGGCCAGACGCACCCCGUCAUCGCCGCCGAUGUCGUCGAGUGUAUGAACUGCGGUCGCCCUGUCGUCGCCGGCCGCUUCGCCCCGCACCUCGAGAAAUGCAUGGGCAAGGGGCGGAGAGCUCGAACGAAAAUUACAAGGAGCAGUACAGCUGGGCGCACGAGAAGCAGCAAUGGCAGCGCUGCUACUUCCUACUCUCCAUACCCCACCACGGCAAACCCUAAUAGGGGGAGCAUCCCUAAUGGUGUGACUGACGGUGGCAGCGGCGGCGCAAGGGGAGAUUACAGCAACCAUGCGCCGUAG